GCUUGCGGUUCUGGGAGCGAUCGCUGGGGUCACUCAGUCUGUCAGCAGGAAGUGAAUCGCACUGGCUGCAGUGGCUCUGGGAUGCUGUCUACGCUCCUUGUAAGAUCCCAGAGCCCGGCUACUGCUAGGACCUUGAAGCCCUGGCUGCAACCGGGAGAAGUGACUCUGGAGCAGUAACAUUCCGGCUGCUCCCCAGGAGGAAGGAGCCUCUCUCGGUGCAGAGAGCCUAGUCAGCUCAGGAAAGGAAACCCUGAGUCACUCUGCCGGGAGCCAUGACUGCAGCGGUGAAUCCUUUGAAAAGCCUCCGAGAUGAAGCUACUUGCUCCAUCUGUCUGAGUUUCUUUAAGGAUCCAGUGUCUUUAGAUUGCAGGCACAAUUUCUGCCGAGCCUGCAUCAGCCAGUGCUGGGAGGAAUCGGAUGCAGACAUCUCCUGCCCUCAGUGCAGAGAGACCUUUCCCCAGAGGACCCUAAGGCCAAACAGGCUACUGGCGAACGUCGUAGAAAUAGCCAAGCAGCUGAGUUUCCAGGCAGCAGCAGGAGAAGAUUUGUGCAAGGUGCACCAGGAGCCUUUCAAACUCUUCUGUAGCCAGGACCAAAUUCUCCUCUGUGUGAUCUGCAGAGAGUCCCAGGGUCACCGCGCACAUAAUGUGAUCCCCAUAGAGGAGGCUGCCCAGUCAUACAAGGGACAAAUUCAAACCCGAUUGAACACUCUGAAGAAAGAGAGAGAAGAACUUUUGAAGUGGAGACAGGAUGAAGAGAAGCAAAGCCAGGAAUAUCUGGGAAAGAUAGAAGUUGAGAGGCAGAAGAUUAUGUCUGAAUUUGAGCAACUGCGACUCUUUCUGGAGGCACAAGAGCGACUUCUGCUUGCCUGGCUGGAAGAGCUUGACAAGGAGACUGUGAAGAUGCAGGAUGAAAAUGUCACCAAACUGUCUGAGGAGAUUUCUCGUCUGAGUGACUUGAUCAGUGAGAUAGAAAAGAAAUGUCAGCAGCCAACAAGUGAAUUCCUGCAGGAUAUCAAAAGCACCUGGAGCAGGUGUGAGAAGAGGUUUCAGAAACCUGUGGCUGUGCCAAAGGACCUGGCAAAGAGACUCAGCGUCUCUUCCCAACGAAAUGUUUGUUUACAGGAGACUCUGAAGAAAUUCAAAGAGUCCCUGCCCUAUCAUCUGAGCUUUCUGAUAUCAAAGGCAGAGAAAGAGGUGCAGGCCACUCUGGAUCCAGACCUGGCAAAUCCCUGUUCUGUCGUGUCCACAGAUGAGAGUGUGAUACACGAAUACCAACACACAGAAUUUCUGGAGAAACAGAACAGGUUUUACCCUGCUCCCUGUGUGCUGGGCCUUAAGGGCUUCACCUCAGGGAGAUGUUACUGGGAAGUGGAGGUGGGGAACAAAAAUCAGUGGGUAUUGGGCAUUGCCAAACAGUCUGUGAUAGAUCAGGGAGUGAUAAGCCGAACGCCAGGGGAGGGGAUCUGGGCUUUGGAGCAUACAACGAAUAAGUACUGGGCCCUCACCUCCCCUAAGUCGUCUCUGAACCUACUUUCUGGCCCCAGUAAAAUUGGGGUUUAUCUAGAUUAUGAAGGGGAGAAAGUUACAUUUUAUGAGGUUACAUUUUCUGGAAGAGAGCCAAUCUUUACUUUCACCGCCUCUUUCACUGGGAAAAUCAUCCCCUUCUUUGGGAGCCGGCAUAUAGAAUUUCAGAGUAGAAACAGACUUGAUCCCUGGUAUGUAUACCAUUAAGACCGUGACAGAGGAAUGGGUAUCUCCCAAAAUGAGAUAUCUUAAGCAGAGCAAAGACAUGGAAAAUAUGUAAAUUAUAGCUAUCACACAUUGCCAUUAGUCUUGCCAGCCCCAAGCAUUCAAAAAUGAUGUGUCAGGCCCCCUAAAAUCAUGAGAUUGGCUUUAAAAUCUUUUUUUAAUAUUGCGUUAUUUUUCUUUGCCUUCUGGUUUCUGAGCUUUCAGAGUGUUCUUGUUUCCAGUGUUCAAGCUUUUCUACUAGGGCUGUCAAUUAAUCGUAGUUAAGGCAUGCGAUUAACUCAAAACAAAUUAACGCUUUUUUUUUUGAAGGAGCAUCAAUUGCACAUCUCUGGAGAUGGGACUCGGCCGUGGCUGGGCAGGGAGGGAGUCGCCAGCUGGGUGAGGGGGGCCACUGUCUAGGUUGCCAUGCUCAGGGGAGCACUGCUGCCUGCCUCUGGGGUAGGGUUGCCCCUCCUCCCACCAUCCUGCUCCACUGUUGCUCACAUUUCCUCUCCACUCCUCAAAGAGCUGCUCUUGGGUAAGCUGCUCUGGACCAGGAGCCUGUCUCCUGUGCAGAGCUGGGGGGCUGAUGUUAGGGUGUUCCCCUCCCCCCACCCGUAUACCCAGUUGCCGCUGAGCUGGGUCAGAGAACAGGGAGAGCCUGCCUGCUGCUGACUCGGGAGUGAGUGCUGUCUGCAGCAGCUGCUGCUAUCUGAACAAGUGUUCAGGCUCCUGAGUACCCUGUUUAAAGAGACAGCGUGAUGACACAGUCAGGCAUGCACACACUCCUCCCAACACACAGACUCUCUCACACACAAUCCCCCAAUACACACAUAGUCUAUCACCCACACACUCCCCCCAACACACACACUUUUGUGCACACAUAAUCUGUCAUGCAUACACACUCCCCCAACACACACACUUUUGUGCACACAUACUCUGUCAAGCAUACACAUUUCCCCAACACACACACACACAGUCUCUCUCACACACUCCCCCCAACACACAUACUUGUAUUAUUAUUGGUGGU
Messenger RNA from Gopherus evgoodei (Goodes thornscrub tortoise), 2760 nucleotides. Its product is annotated as zinc finger protein RFP-like. The record is from RefSeq and is a predicted model, not a curated record. Lineage: Eukaryota; Metazoa; Chordata; Testudines; Testudinidae. The coding region runs from base 273 to 1733 and encodes 486 amino acids. The transcript has 7 exons. Gene Ontology annotation, molecular function: protein binding; zinc ion binding.